This is a messenger RNA of Mercurialis annua (annual mercury), 3965 nucleotides long. RefSeq names its product ABC transporter B family member 21-like. Gene Ontology annotation, molecular function: ABC-type transporter activity; ATP hydrolysis activity; ATP binding. Bases 140 to 3832 code for a protein of 1230 amino acids. The transcript is spliced from 12 exons. Gene Ontology annotation, cellular component: membrane. Gene Ontology annotation, biological process: transmembrane transport. The record is from RefSeq and is a predicted model, not a curated record. Lineage: Eukaryota; Viridiplantae; Streptophyta; Magnoliopsida; Malpighiales; Euphorbiaceae.
AAUGUUGAUCAGUUUCUGCUACUGAAACUGUUAUCCAAAUAUAAUUAGGACAGUUCAAAUAUUUUGAGUUGUACAAAACUAUAUCAGUAUAUAUAAUGUUGAAUGGUGCGAUAUACCAUAGUUAAGUUAGCAUCUUGAGAUGGCCAAUAUCAACAGCAAUGAAGCCGUUCGUAUCUCAUUGCCUUUUCACAAGCUUUUUUCAUAUAGAGAUUGCAUGGACACAGUUCUGAUGAUCAUGGGCACAAUUGGUGCGAUUGCAAAUGGGUUGCCUAUGCCUCUGAUGGCCAUUGUCCUCGGUGAUACCAUCGACGCUUUCGGUCACAGCCAAGAUAAAGAUGUGGUUGAUGUAGUUUCUCGGGCAUCUCUAAACUUCGUCUACUUGGGGAUAGGCGCGGCAAUAGCAUCACUUCUCCAGGUGGCUUGCUGGACGAUCACCGGAGAGAGACAGGCCGUAAGAAUAAGGGCUUUAUAUUUGAAAACCAUUUUACGCCAAGAUAUUGCUUUCUUUGAUAAGGAAACAAACACCGGAGAGGUCAUCGGUAGAAUGUCCGGGGACACCCUUCUUAUACAAGAUGCCAUGGGAGAGAAGGUGGGGAAAUUUAUACAACUUGUAGCAACAUUCGUUGCAGGAUUUGUUAUAGCAUUUACUAAAGGGUGGUUACUCACCUUGGUCAUGCUAUCAGCUUUUCCCCUGCUAGUGAUGGCUUUCGCUGUGACGUCUAUCGCAAGUGCUAAGAUGGCCUCCCGGGGUCAAAAUGCUUAUGCAAAAGCAGCAAAUGUGGUUGAGCAGACUAUUGGCUCGAUCAGAACUGUUGCAUCGUUUACUGGAGAGCGACAAGCCAUAAGUAAUUACAUGAAGCUUCUCGACGCUGCAUACAUUUCAGGUGUCGGUGGAGGCACUGCUUCUGGAAUAGGUCUUGGAGUCGUAAAUCUGGUCCUGUUCUGUACCUAUUCUUUGUCAGUAUGGUUCGGUGGGAGGAUGAUAGUGGAAAAGGGAUAUACAGGAGGCAACGUGCUCAAUGUGAUUGCUGCGGUGUUGGUUGGUUCUAUGUCCCUCGGGCAGGCAUCUCCAAGUAUGACUGCAUUUUCUGCUGGACAAGCUGCAGCUCAUAAAAUGUUUCAGACUAUUAUGAGACAACCUGAGAUAGAUGCUUAUGGCACAACGGGAAUGGUAUUGGCUGACAUCCGCGGAGAUGUUGAGCUAAAGGGAGUAAUUUUUAGUUAUCCAGCCAGACUAGAAGAACGAAUUUUUAACGGACUUUCUCUAUCAAUACCUAGUGGAAUAACUGCAGCAUUGGUUGGCCACAGUGGAAGUGGGAAAUCAACAGUGAUCAGUCUGAUAGAGAGGUUUUAUGAUCCACAGGCUGGUGAAGUACUUAUAGAUGGAAUCAACUUGAAAGAGCUUCAGCUGAAGUGGAUCAGGAGCAAAAUUGGACUUGUUGGUCAAGAACCUGUGUUGUUCACAGCCAGCAUUAGGGAUAAUAUUGCAUAUGGAAAGGAUGGAGCAACAACCGAAGAGAUAAGAGCUGCAGCUGAACUUGCCAAUGCUGCUAUUUUCAUCGAUAGACUGCCUCAUGGACUAGACACCAUGGUUGGUGAGCAUGGAACGCAGCUUUCUGGCGGACAGAAGCAGCGAAUUGCUAUAGCAAGAGCAAUCCUAAAAGAUCCACGAAUCUUACUUUUGGAUGAAGCUACAAGUGCCCUUGAUGCAGAGUCCGAAAGGGUUGUGCAAGAUGCGCUAGACCGAGUAAUGGUCAACCGAACUACCGUAAUCAUCGCUCAUCGCUUGACUACAGUAAGAAAAGCGAAUUUAAUUGCUGUUCUGCAUCAUGGAGUUAUUGUUGAGAAAGGUUCACAUUCAGAGCUACUCAGGGAUUCUAAAGGAGCAUACUCCCAGCUUAUUGGCUUACAAGAAGCAAACACUACAAAAGAAGCAAUGGAGGAACAUCAGAGAUCAGGUCUAUAUUCUGGAUCUGAAUCUCAAUCAAGUCAGAGGAAUUCAUUCGGCCAUUCAUCUGGUCCAAGUGUCGCUGAAAACCCGAAGCCAGAAGCCGAACGUAAAGACAUAGCUCCAAAGGUCCCCUAUGCUCGCCUGGCUGCUCUUAACAAGCCAGAGCUUCCCGUGCUUAUUGCGGGUUCGGUUGCAGCAUGUGGGAGCGGAUCAAUAUAUCCUAUCUACGGUAUAUUGAUCUCCAAAGUGCUUCGGACCUUUUAUGAACCGCCUCAUCAGUUGACGACUAGUUUAAAUUUUUGGGCUCUCAUUUUCGUCGCACUGGGGUUUGCAUGUAUAGUUGUAAUACCUCUACAGUACUAUUGCUUCGCCGUAGCAGGGUGCAAACUUAUUAAGAGAAUAAGAUGCCUUUGUUUCAGAAAGGCGGUGGGCAUGGAAAUCGCCUGGUUUGACGAGCCCCAGCACACAAGUGGCGCAAUCGGUGCAAGGCUUUCAGCAGAUGCAGCAACAAUGAGUACAUUGGUAGGGAACACCCUGUCACUACUAAUUCAAAACUUGGCAUCCGCGGUAGCAGGAGUGCUAAUUUCCUUCUAUGCCAGUUGGGAAUUGGCAUUGAUUAUUAUAGCACUUAUUCCGAUAUUAGGAAUUUCAAGUUUUCUACAAAUGAGGUUCAUCCAUGGAUUCAGUGCAGAUGCAAAGAUGGCGUACCAGGAAGCAAGCCAAAUAGCAACUGAUGCGGUUGGAAACAUAAGAACAGUUGCAUCUUUCUGUGCAGAAGAGAAGGUCAUGCAACUGUAUGGAAACAAGUGUGAAGGCCCUCUUAAGGCAGGACUCAGGCGAGGCAUUAUAAGUGGAACAGGAUUUGGAAUAUCCUUUUUCAUGUUAUUUUCGGUAUAUGCAACCAGUUUCUACGUAGGAGCGCAACUCGUCAAGCAUGGGAGAGCAUCUUAUGCAGAUGUUUUUCAAGUAUUCUUUGCUUUAAGCAUGGCUGCUGUAGGAAUUUCACAAUCAAGCUCUUUAGCUCCUGAUUCCUCCAAGGCCAAGAGUGCGGUGGGCUCCAUAUUUUCCAUUAUAGACCGCAAUUCAAAGAUAGAUCCAAGUGAUCAGUCGGGAGCGAGAAUAGAGAAUGUGAGAGGAGAUAUAGAGCUUCGUCAUGUAAGCUUUAUUUAUCCAUCCAGACCGGAUAUUCCAAUUUUUCGAGAUCUAAGCUUGGAAAUUCAUUGUGGAAAGAGUGUGGCUCUAGUGGGAGAAAGCGGAAGUGGAAAAUCAACAGUCAUUGCAUUGCUGCAAAGAUUUUAUGAUCCUGAUUCAGGACAUAUAACUCUAGAUGGAGUUGAAAUUCAAAAUCUCCAGUUGAAGUGGUUGAGGCAGCAGAUGGGGCUUGUGAGCCAAGAGCCAGUUUUGUUUAAUGAUACAAUCCGAGCCAACAUUGCAUAUGGAAAGGACGGGAAUGCAACCGAGGCAGAAAUCAUAGCUGCAUCACAGUUGGCCAAUGCGCAUGAGUUCAUUAGCAGCUUACAGCAGGGAUAUGACACUCUCGUAGGAGAGCGAGGAGUGAUGCUGUCAGGUGGCCAAAAACAAAGGGUUGCCAUAGCGCGUGCAAUAGUGAAAAGUCCAAAGAUAUUGCUUUUAGACGAGGCUACCAGCGCCUUGGAUGCUGAAUCUGAGAAAGUGGUUCAAGACGCACUAGACCGAGUAAUUGUGAGUAGAACUACAGUUGUGGUAGCCCACCGAUUGUCAACUAUUAAAAACGCAGAUGUUAUCGCAGUCGUUAAGAAUGGGGGUAUUGUAGAGAGGGGCAAGCAUGAAGCUUUAAUCAAAAUAUCUAAUGGCUUUUAUGCUUCCCUAGCUGCACCUCAUAUGAGUGCCUCAACUUCAUGAACUGUUAUUGGGAAGGUUCUUGCUAUCAUUUUGUGUAAUCUAAAAUCCAGACUAUUAUUCUAGACCAUUUAAUAAAAUGGUCACAAAAAUUUAUCUAGUCGCAAAAAUGGCCAUUGAUAGACGACUCAUUAAA